AUGCUCGACCAAAUUAGCAGCAGCCCGAUCGGUCUCGGCCUGUUGGGCGUGGGUGCCUUGGCUGCCUUGUACCUGCUGCAUAUCCUCCUGGACGUUCCCCUGCCCAAAGGAGUCGAUCGAAUCCGAGAGCCGCCAGGGAAGACGAGCUUCAGCUGGAAGACACGGCUUGCCUACGUGACUGACUGUCAACAGCUCUUCCACGAGGCGUAUCAUGAGUACUCGAAAAAAGGCAAAGCGGUCAUCAUCCCCGGGGUGGGAGCCCGCUCAGAGCUCAUUCUACCCGUCAGCUCGAUGCGCUGGGCGUUGAGACAGCCUGAACAUGUGCUGAACGUGGGCGAAGCGUUUGCCGAAGUUGACCAGAUUAAACACAGUCUUGGCCACACCAGGUUCGUCAUUGAUUCGUGGCCCGGUCUGCUGAUUCGGACGGAACUGAAUUCGGCCUUGGAAAACAUCGUCGCGGCGAUGAACGAUGAGCUAAAAGUCGCGUUUGAUGCCCAUUUUGGUACUGACGACAAGGAAUGGAAAGAGGUUCCCCUAUUGGAGACAAUCCGGGUUAUUGUUGCACAGGCAGCAAGUCGCUUUACGGUGGGCUUGCCCUUAUGUCGUAAUCCAAAAUAUCUCAAAGACGCCAUAGCCGCCAACGAAAGUCUCGUUCUGACGGCCGGUCUUGUCGGCGCCGCCCCUCCCAUCCUACGACCUGUCAUCGGUCCAUUGGUUGGCCUGAAAACCGAGCUUAUACAAAGAAGAAUCAAGAAAAUUUUCGAGUCAACCUACCGUGCGCGUCUGGAGACGCUGAAAUAUGCCAAGGACGAUCCGGAGCACAAGGAGCCUGGAGACCACCUACAGAUGAUGGUUCGCUUCGCCCAGCGAGAACGGCCUCAGUAUCUCUACGAUCUUGACAUCAUGGCUCGGUACUUGACCACGACGAACUUUGGUGCGAUGCACCAGACAGGCAUCCAGGUGACCAACAUGCUGCUGAACAUCUUGGGCUCGGACGCGGAAUACAACACCAUUGCCGUUCUACGCGACGAGGCGACGCGCAUCAUGGGCUCCGAAGACGGCAACGGCCGCUGGACAAAAGCUAAGCUCUCCAAGAUGGUCCAGGCCGACAGCGUCGCGCGCGAGACCCUCCGCUGCCACUCGUUCGGCGGACGCGCCGUCUUCCGCAAGGUCAUGGUCGACGGGCUCGAGACCGACACCGGCCUCAAAUUACCCCAGGGCUGUCUCUUCUCCUUCCUAAGCCAGCCCGCACACACUGACGAAGCCACCUACGAGGACCCAGAUCAAUACGAUCCCUUCCGCUUCUCUCGUCUGCGCGAGAAGGCUUCCAACGGCGGGGACCCAAGCGAAAUAGGUACUCUGAGCUUUGUGACCACCAGCCCGGACCAUCUCCCCUUUGGUCACGGUAAGCACGCCUGCCCCGGUCGGUUCCUGAUUGACUUCGAGUUGAAGAUGAUCAUCUCUUACGUGCUCAGCAACUAUGAUGUCAAAUUUCCAGAGGAAUAUAAUCACCAGCGGCCACCGAAUAAGUGGUUGACUGAAGCCAUUCUUCCGCCGGACGGAGUCAAGGUGUUGGUCAGGAGACGGCAUCCCUAG
This is a messenger RNA of Penicilliopsis zonata CBS 506.65, 1596 nucleotides long. RefSeq lists its product as hypothetical. The transcript has 3 exons. The record is from RefSeq and is a predicted model, not a curated record. Bases 1 to 1596 code for a protein of 531 amino acids. Gene Ontology annotation, molecular function: iron ion binding; heme binding; oxidoreductase activity, acting on paired donors, with incorporation or reduction of molecular oxygen. Lineage: Eukaryota; Fungi; Ascomycota; Eurotiomycetes; Eurotiales; Aspergillaceae.